AUGAGAAUGCUAAGGACAUCAGUAGCCUUUCUUCUUCACCUGGCUGCCUCUCUGGCGGCCCCUGUGCCGUGUGAGGAGAAGGUGGCCAGCCUGGAAACUGAGAUUCAGGGCCUGAUGAACGUGAUCAACGACCAGCAUCGCUACAUCCAGCAUCUCCACAACAGCCAGGUCCAGCAGCUGGAGCACAUACCCAACGCACACCUGGGCCCUGAGAACCUCUACAGAGACUGCUCCGAGGUGUUUGCGGACGGUAACGUAGCCAGUGGGUUAUACGUGAUUCGCCCAGACGGCUCUCCCACUGCACUGAAUGUCUACUGUGACAUGAACAAUGGAGGAGGAUGGACCGUCUUCCAGAGGAGGAGAGAUGGCAAAGAGAGCUUUGACAGAGCGUGGGUGGAGUACAAGCAUGGAUUUGGAGACCUCUACUCCCCUGAUGGAGAAUUCUGGCUGGGCAAUGAACCUCUGCACUAUCUCACCUCACAAGGAAGCUACGACCUGCGGAUUGACAUGGAGGACUUUGAGGGUAAGCAGCGCCACGCAGAGUACAAGAACUUCAGAGUGGAUGAUGAGAAGGAUCAGUACCAGUUACAUUUGGGAGAGUACAAUGGGAAUGCAGGGAACGCUCUGGCUGACAUCCACAGCCCUCCUUCUACUGGGCUGAAGUGGACCAGUCCAGGCUUGGAGUCGCACUUGGUCAAAUUCAGCACGUACGACCGGCAGAAUGAUGACAGCGCUGGAAAUGAUGACGCCACGUGUAUCAGACACACCAGGUCCGGCUGGUGGUUUAGCAGGUGUGAUUCAGGCAACCUGAAUGGUCAUUACUACAAAGGACCGUACCAAGCCAUGACUGAUGAUGGGGUGGUGUGGUAUACUUGGCAUGGUUGGUGGUACUCCAUCAAAUCUGUGACCAUGAUGGUACGAGCCGCUGACCUCGAGCAUCCACCACCAGUCAUCCCCCAGUUACCAGUACAACUGGACCCCAGCAAAGCAGCAAGCGAUGUCCUUUAUCCUCCUCAUGGCCGAUAGGUUGAGAGCA
This is a messenger RNA of Chelmon rostratus (copperband butterflyfish), 1036 nucleotides long. Its product is annotated as fibrinogen-like protein 1. The record is from RefSeq and is a predicted model, not a curated record. The transcript is spliced from 7 exons. NCBI's taxonomy places the organism in Eukaryota, Metazoa, Chordata, Actinopteri, Chaetodontiformes, Chaetodontidae. Bases 1 to 1026 code for a protein of 341 amino acids. Gene Ontology annotation, biological process: negative regulation of T cell activation; regulation of immune response.